Messenger RNA from Pieris macdunnoughi, 1041 nucleotides. The record is from the annotation of a GenBank genome assembly. NCBI's taxonomy places the organism in Eukaryota, Metazoa, Arthropoda, Insecta, Lepidoptera, Pieridae.
AUGUCUGGGACACUAUUUCGCUCCCUGUUCAACAGUUUGUCUCUAUAUAAUUGUAGUGCAACACGGUCUCUACAUACAGCAACUGUUUAUUAUGCAGCUCGAAAAGGUACUAGGGCUAAAGCUCGCGCAAAGAAAGUCAAAGUGGAGAUCACUAAAGUUGGAUUUAUUCCACACAACCAAAGGGGGAAAGACAAGUUAGCAAAGACAAUCAUAAAUAAGCAUCUUGAUGACUCUCACAAGAGUAUACCACAGGAUAAUGUGUACCCACUUAGGUAUUAUCGCUGGCCUGUGUAUACAGCUGAGGAAGCUGUCAGGGCACAUCAAGAAACACAUCAUCCAUCUAUGUAUAAUGAGCCUGAGGCGUUUGUUUAUGCUAAGGUUGAAAUUAACAUGGAGGGUGUUAAGAAGAACCGUUAUAUUGACAACUUCUCUCGACUUACAUUGCUUCCACACUAUUUUCCUCAAGAUGAAGAACGCACAAUUUUAGCUUUUUGUAAGGGCCCUGAAUUAAUCAAGCAGGUGGCAGAGGCUGGAGCAACUAUGGCAGGAAGCACAGAGCUUGUGAAAAAAAUUCAGGAAGGCACAGUCAAACUCGGUGAUUAUGACUAUGUAAUAGCUCACCCAAACAUCAUUACAGAUUUAGUACCAAUCCGAGGUCUGAUGAAGAGACGCUUCCCUAAUAUCAAAGCUGGUACAUUGGACACCAAUAUUUGUGAUUUAGUCAAGAAAUUUGCUGCUGGUAUACAGUACAGAGUUAUCAAGGAUGAAAACCAACAAAACUUUGGCUCUGUUGAGGUUCCCAUUGGAAGGUUAAACAUGAGCCCCAGCAGUAUUGCUGAAAACAUAGACAUAUUACUGAAAGAUAUUCAAACUGUAAGACCAAAGAGAGAUGGACUUUUUAUAACAAGGUGUAUUAUAGUGAGCCCACCUUCGUCAGAAAAACUUAAAAUAGAUCCAUUUGUACAUGUUGAUCGUACAUUAUCUAAAGAAGUCCAAGAAGACAGUGACGAUGAAGACAAUGUCGCCGUUGCUACAGCAUAA